Lasiodiplodia theobromae is the source of this 2094-nucleotide messenger RNA. Its product is annotated as Potassium channel. Lineage: Eukaryota; Fungi; Ascomycota; Dothideomycetes; Botryosphaeriales; Botryosphaeriaceae. Gene Ontology annotation, biological process: stabilization of membrane potential; potassium ion transmembrane transport. The transcript is spliced from 3 exons. Gene Ontology annotation, molecular function: potassium ion leak channel activity. Gene Ontology annotation, cellular component: membrane. Bases 1 to 2094 code for a protein of 697 amino acids. The record is from RefSeq and is a predicted model, not a curated record.
AUGAACGACCCCGGCGUUGACGAGCCCAUAAGCAAUGCUGCGCAAGACCUGGAGCAAAACCCCUACAAUAGCGUGGAGAAGCAAGAGGAGCAGGAAGAGCAAGACUUUCUUGACCCAAGCCGAUGGUGGUUCGCAUCGACAGCGUGCCCGCUCCUCGCUGGUACCUUCGGCCCUCUUGCCAACGCCUUCUCUAUUUGUGCCUUGGUUGAGAAAUGGAGGGUCUAUAUCCCACCCGGCCUGGAUGAGACAGUCGGAGAGCCGGUGCAGGAUCCGUCAUGGCUGAUCGCCGUGAACGCUGUCUCGCUAGCCUGCGCACUUGUAGCCAAUUUCAGCCUUCUUCUUAACAUGGCCCGUCGUCUCAAAUUCAACAUUGCACAGCCUAUUACCAUUGGAGGAUUUGCUCUAGCGGCCAUUUUGCUCAUAGCUCUCAUCGCCGUGGCUUCCUCUUCAUACUUUCGCAUACAGCCAGCCGAAGCACAUGCCCUCUCUCAGGCCUUCUACUAUGCCAUAAUCGCUGCAUCCUUGUAUGCUAUCAUUUCGAUGCUCAUGGUGUUGACGGUCUACGGCGCAUGGAAAGGACACUACAAGACUGAGUUCCGCCUUACCAUCAGCCAGCGUACAUUGAUGCUCCAGACCAUCAGCUUCGCUGUGUACUUGUUACUGGGUGGUCUGGUAUUCAGCUACAUUGAAAACUGGAAGUUCUUGGAUGGCGUGUAUUGGGCAGACUAUACUCUGCUCACCGUGGGACUUGGCUCAGACUUCCCGCCCAAGACGCAUCUUGGCAGAUCUCUCUUAUUCCCAUUCGCUAUUGGUGGUAUCCUCAUGGUGGGUCUUGUUGUCGGCUCCAUUCGAUCUCUCGUCCUUGAAAGGGGAAAGGCCAAGCUAGAGUCACGAAUGACGGAAAUCAAACGGGAGCAAGUCUUAAGAAAAAUGGACCCAACCAAGCGCACCAUCAGAAUCGGCAUGUUUCAGAAAAUACAUUUCUCUUCCGAGGGACUUUCUGAGCUUGAAAGGCGCGAACAAGAGUUUCAUGUCAUGCGCCAUAUCCAAAAGUCUGCGGAACGGAACCGAAGGUACACAGCACUUGGACUUUCUGUUGCUGCCACGUGCGUUCUAUGGUUCGUCGGCGCCGUGGUAUUCAGGGCAUCGGAAGGAACACACCAGGGCUGGACGUAUUUCCAAGCGCUUUACUUUUCAUACACUUCACUCCUUACGAUCGGAUACGGCGACUACAUCCCCAGGAGCAAUUCCGGAAAGCCAUUCUUUGUGGUUUGGUCAAUUAUCGCUGUCCCAACCCUGACUAUCCUAAUCUCUAACAUGGGGGACACUGUGGUAAAAGGAUUCAGCGAACUGACCAUAUGGCUCGGAAGCUUGACGGUGCUGCCUCACGAGAGCGGCUUCCGAGCGACUGUGAAAUCCAAUCUAACCAGGCUACGAGAUAACCCGCUGUUCAAGAGGGACAGCAGCCUGCCUGAGUUUGGGAAACCUCCCGGGUUCCUACCUCACGACAGCAACAAACAGGCAGAAAAGGACCGGACGAACAUGCGGGAAAAGAUAGAAUCGGUAGCUUUCGAUCGGUUAAUGGAGCAUGUAGAGGAGGAAGAGCUUGCAGAAGCAGAAGAGGCGGGGGAAAGACACGACACACUUGCUCGCGACAUCCAUUUCUACCACUUCGUUCUCGCCAAGGAGUUACAGAAACUCAUGAAAGACCUCAACGCGUCGCCACCCAAGCAGUAUUCGUACCAAGAAUGGGCGUACUAUUUGAAACUUCUUGGUCAAGACGAGACGAACGCGAGCGGGCAUCGAAGGCCAUCUACAGAUCCCAAAAGGAGUAGGAACCAUGAAGCAGGUAUCGGCGCCGGUGCAGGAACAAUCAGGUUUGGUGGGGAGCAGGUGUAUGCGUGGAGCUGGCUGGGUACCCGAAGUCCGCUGAUGGGGUCCAAGUCGGAGGCGGAGUGGAUCUUAGAAAGGCUGUCGAUGGUACUCGAGCGUGAGCUGAAGAAGUUGAAGUCAUCGAACGGGAAAGAGAGGAAAGAGCCGCCGCCAAUCUCGAUGGCUGACCUGAGGAAACGCAGGUCGACAAGUAGCGCCUAG